Messenger RNA from Helicoverpa armigera (cotton bollworm), 615 nucleotides. RefSeq lists its product as uncharacterized. The record is from RefSeq and is a predicted model, not a curated record. Bases 1 to 615 code for a protein of 204 amino acids. Lineage: Eukaryota; Metazoa; Arthropoda; Insecta; Lepidoptera; Noctuidae. The transcript has 2 exons.
AUGGACGAGUUGAGGAAACAGAUUGAUGAGCUUAAGUUAUCUGCGUCCUUCGACAUUUCCCAGGUUAACGACUUGAAAGCUGAGCUUAUGGCUGUGCAACGUGCUAAUACUGAAUUGCGUUCACAGAACUCUGAUAUGCAAAAGACCGUGACUCAACUAUUAACGCAAUUUAACAGCCUUGACCAAAGUAUGCGCGAGGCGAAUCUAGAAAUUAACGGUUUACCUGAAAAUAAGAAUGAAGUAUUAUCAACUAUCGUCACACAAUUGGCUGGUGUUGUAUCGUAUGCGCUAAAAGACUGCGAUAUUGUGAAGUGCGUCCGAGUGGCCAGUAUGAAUAAAGAUAAGUCUCGCCCGCGCUCUGUGAUAGUGAAGCUGCGUAGCCCUAGAUGUCGUGACGAACUCUUUUCUGCAAUAACUAGGUUCAACAAAUCUCACUCGGAUAAUAAAUUAAACACAAGUCUUUUGGGUUAUGGCGGAAACAGAGAACCAGUUUAUGUAUCUGAGCACCUUUCUCCGACUUAUAAGUCCUUACAUGCUGCUGCACGUCUUAGGGCUAAAGAAAAGUCCUAUAAGUUUGUUUGGGUUCGCUAUGGCAAAAUUUUUAAACAUGGUUAG